This is a messenger RNA of Cinara cedri, 5126 nucleotides long. NCBI's taxonomy places the organism in Eukaryota, Metazoa, Arthropoda, Insecta, Hemiptera, Aphididae. The record is from the annotation of a GenBank genome assembly.
AAACAAAUUUUCAUUUUGCUUAACAUUUUUCGUUUUUCGUCGAUUAAUAUUUAACAAGUAAUUGCACAUUUAAAAUAACUAAGAUGGCCAGUGAAGUCGAAGAUACAUUAAAACGCAUCCAAUCUUACCGUGGAGUUAUCGGUACUAUUGUAGUCAACAAUGAAGGUUUGUAUUUUUUUGUAUUAAAUCUUUUGCACAACCAGGUACCUAUUACACAUCUGUUUCUUAAUUAUUAAAUUAUUCAUAUAAAAUUAAUCAUCAUACGAUUAACACGGACAAUAUUUAUUUUAGGCAUUCCAAUAAAGUCUACUUUAGACAACUCGACUUCUGUUCAAUAUGCUGGUUUGAUACAACAAUUGGCCGACAAAGCCAGAAGCGUAGUCAGAGAUUUGGAUCCAUCAAAUGAUUUGAUGUUUUUACGGAUGCGUACUAAAAAACAUGAGAUAAUGGUGGCACCAGGUAAAUUACAUUAGAUAUUAAUUAAUUUAAAUUAAACAAAUUCUUGACUUUUUCUCUAUUACCAAAAAUAAAAAUGAUAAGUUGAUCAAGACAUAUUUUUAAAAAUAAUUGGUUUUUAAAAAUCUAAAAUUGUGAUUACUUAUAAUUUAAAAAAAUAAUAGGUUCUAUACUUAUUUAAAUUGAAUAAAUUUAAUUUUCUAUUGUUGGCUGAUAUUCUAAAAUGAUAAAGGUUAAAGAUUCAUAGGGGUAUGGUAAAAUGUAUUGUGUCUAAUGUACUUGAAUAUAUUUUAAACUUAUAAAUAAUUUAUUUAAAAGAGUUCUAAGUAGGUUCUGUAACAUUAAGGUAAAAUACUGGGUAUCAUACUUACUUUUAUAGUUUUUGUACAUACACCUUGACAAAUAUCAGUUUUUGAAUUAAUCCAAAAUGUGGUCAAAAAUAGACAUUUUUUUCAUUAUUAUUAUUUGUAGUUAUUGAUAUUUUGGUAACAAAGUUUUUUUUAUUGAAAUCAGAAUAAGUCUAUUUGGCUUAGUUUUAGAAUUACAAAUGUUCAAACCCGCCUUGUUUUGCUGCGCACACUCGAACCAUUUUAAUCAAUAAUUGAAAAAAAUGUCUAUUUUUGAUCACAUUUUGGAUUAAUUACAAAAAUUAUAUUUUUCAAGGAUUAUGUACAAAAAUUAUAAAAGUAAGUAUGAUAGGUAAGUUUUGAUUAUACUAAUAGAUGAGACAUUGAAAAACACCCAUUUUGACUAAAAAAAAUAAUUUGAAAAUGUUAAAUUCUAACGCGAUACGAAAAACCCAAAUUUUAAGAAAUUUUUCCCCAUAACUUCCAAACAUAGUUUGUGUGACUUUUUUUUAUAUUUUUAAUGUACACUUAAAAACAUACAUUUUGAAAAUAAAAUGUGGGAGCUAAACAUGAAUCGUUCCUAAGUACCUACUACAAAUAUUUUUAUUUGAAUUAAAUGUUUACAUUUUUGGUAAAAACGAAAAAGAAUCUUUUAUUUUAUUAUUUUCAAAAAAUUUGAUGAUGGACAUUUUAAUCAUUUUUUAAAGUUCAGAGAAAAGUACUUAUAAAUACUAUAUUAGUAUAAUCACAUGCUUUAAUCACAUUUCCUAAUUGAUUAUUAUUAUUAUUAUUAUGGCUAAUUGAUUGUAUACUUUUUUCACUGUUGUACUACAAAUCAAAGGUUAUUUUCAAUUAAAAUAGGGUCUUUAAGGACACACAAAAAGAUUUUACUUGGUUUCACUAAUAAAUGGAAGGGAAUUAUGGAUUUUUUACAUAUUAAAGCAAUCAAAAUAUCUAAAAUAUUGAAAAAAAAAUUGUAGGUUAUUAGGUUCAAACUUGGAAUUUGUAGAAUGACAUCAGUUGUAUAUUAUUUCUAAACUACAAUUAACAUACUAUAAUAAUAUCUUGUAAUAUUGAGUUAUUUAACAACUCCAGUUGGUGAAAGAAUGUUACUCCUUGCCGCAUCUAAAUGAAAGAGCUCUAUGGUUUCGUGUCAAAAUUUCUCCAACUCUACUCCCAACUCGCAGUGGGAAUUUUUUUGUGAGACGAGUUUUGGUCGCUGCCCAGUAACGGUCUCUCGUGACUAUAGUAUUCGAAUUUCAAAUGGUUAUAACUUCAAAACUAAUAAUUUCUGAAUAAUUUUUGGCACUAUCAUUUUCAAAAAGUUUAAAUAUAUAGGUUUCUAAAAAAUACACAAAAUGUUAAAGGGGUUGCUAAACUAGAUUAGUUCCAAGAACACUGCCUAUUAAACAUGUGUGGUACUUAUAUUAAACAAAUGCAAAAACGGGACAGUUUUUAUAAUAUUAUUUACUCAUUAUAAACAUAAAUAUACAUACACUAAGUACAUAUUAUUUUAAGAAAGUAAAUUAUAUAAUUACAAAGAAGUCAUGAUAAAUAAUAUUAAAAAUAUUAUUUUUAAAAAACUACAAGUACAAUAAAUUUAAUUUAAAACUUUGUUAUUCGUUCAUGUUGAUAAUAUGAAUUUUCAAUAAUAAUUCACAGUUCGCUCCUUUUUGGAAUGUAAAAUGUCAAACAAUAUUUAAAUCUCAUUAAAUAUUAUAACAUUUUAAAUUUAAUUUGUCAUAACUAGUUUUUGAAUACAUUUUUUCAUACUACAUACUAAGUACUUGUAUGUUUAUAAUAUGUACUAUAAUGUAUAUGUACAUAAUAGUACAAAAUUGUCACAUUCUGGAGUUUUAUAUUUUAAUUAUUUGUCCUAUAAUAUGAAUUAAAACCAAAAAGAAAGCUUAGAAUUUAAUAUUUUUAAAACAUGUUUUUACAAAAUAUUUAGUCUGUGAUGCUAAAUUUAUUAGUAAAAUCAAAAUUUAUCUAUCAUAAAUACUCUUAAAGUGUUUGUAUGUAAACCUUAAAUUAUAGCAUUUUUGGAAUUAAUUCAAAAAGGAUUUGAAAUAUUGUUUAAUUGCCUAGGUUCCUCUGGUGAGGUUUAAGUAUAAACUUAUUCUUUGAUCCAUGAGAGAUAGCAACUUUCUCUCUGGUCCAUCAAAUCAAAUAAAAUCAAUGAUAAUGAUUCCCUUUGUCUUAAUCCUGUAGUUACCUGAGAUGUUGAUGAAUUUCCUACGUGUACUUUUAUUUCUGUUCAAAAUGCUUUUAUGAGAUUAACUAUUUUUAGUGGGAAACUAAAUUGUUCAAAUAUAAUACAAACUAAAAAUUCCACAUAAAUGCAGUUGUAGGUCCUCUUAAAUUCAAUUAAUACACUUCUUUAUUGAAUUCUUGUAUUUUUUGUAGAAUUAGCCUUAAUAUGAAUAUUUGGUCACAGAUUUCUUAUUCCUAGACACCAAGUUAUUCCUCUACCCAUAGUCUGACUCUCUAAAAUGCAAUUAAACAAUAUUUUGUACGUGGAAUUGUCUAUUGCAAUAUCUCUGGAAUUGUUGCACAUUAGACUAUUUUGAAUAAUUUUGAAUUUAUUUUUUUUUACAGAUAAAGAUUUUAUUAUGAUAGUCAUUCAAAAUCCAACAGAAGCACAAUCAUAAAGUUGAAAUUUCAAAGAUAAAAAAACAUGCACAUUUAUCUUGCUUUGAAUUACACUGACAUUAGCAUUUUGUAAAUAACUAUUAGCUAAUCACAAAAUAUUAUUGUAAAUAGGUACUCAAUUAUUUUUUGAUGAAUUUAUUCACCUUAUAAUAUAAAAUAUUCUUAUCUAUUUAAAAUUUAUAAAAUUUAGCUUAUUUAAUAUUUUUUCAUAUAAUUUUCUCACUUUAUGGUGAUUUUUUAAUUUUUUACUGCAUAGAAAUAUAAUAUAUUUUGAUUAAUACUGAGAACAAGGCUCAAAGAUAAGCUGUAUGAAAAUAAUUGAAAAUUGCAAUAUUAUUUUACUUUUAACUUUUAAGUUUUUAUCAUAUUUUAUUAAUGAUAAAUUAUUUUUAUAAGUAUUAGAUUAUUUAUUAUUAUUGUUUAUGAGUGUUAUUUUCAUGAUUCAACAGGCUUUAUUUGUUUGUAACAUGAAAUACUUGAGAUAUUGUUUUAUUUUAUACUGGCCAGAAUUUACUGUCCUCGACUGGGAUUUUAAUUUCUUUAAUCCACCAAAUCUCCAUUUUAAUUCUGUAGUUUUAAUCUUUUACCAUUAAAAAGGAAUGUGGUACCUUAGGUAUUAGGCCAAGAUAUUAUUUUGUAUACCAGGUAAUUUUAUAUUAUGAUGUUCCACAUUUGUUUUUUUUUUUUUUUAUUAUUAACAUCAAUUAAUGUUUGUUGUAAUUAGAAAAAGCAAUGAAACAAAUUGUAGAAAAUAAAUAAUGUUGUUUUCCUAUUAUGUGAAGUACAAUAUCCUACUCUCUUUCACAAUUAUUAAUAUUAUUUUUUUUUAAUACAAUUUAUUAAAUUAACACAAUCAAUGAAUUUCUUAUUUUUUACUUAUUUCUUAUUAUAUAAUAAAACACAAUAUUUUAACAUUUAUUAUAACAACAUUAUUUAUAAUAUUAUAAUGUCUAUUAAAUAUUAUGUAAUCCUUAAAAAAAAGAGACAUACUUCCCACGUAGGUGCAGCCAGUGUUGUAGGUGAGAAUUUGAGAAGGUAGUAGAGGCGAAAUUUAAUGUAUAUCUGUAAGCAACAAUAAACCAUUGCUAAGGAAAAAUGAUUCUGAACGGAGUUUAGUUGAUAGUGUUGUUUUAUCAACAAUAUAUAUGCCAUAUUAUGGUAAAAUUAAAAAUAAUUACAUAGGCAUUAUAUAUUUUCUUUAAUAAUAUAUAUUUAAUAUUGCACUUAUUUUCACGGUUUUUUAAUUUUUUGCCGUUUUUGCCACUUAUUGGAAAAACUGGAAAAAUCGAUAAAUUACCUCUUUAAAGUACCCUCACAGUCAGAUUUCCUUUUAAAAAAAAUUGUGUCAUUGUAAAUCAGAGCAAAUUUUCUGGUAGAAAAGUUACACAUAGAUAAAAAAACAAAAAACAUCUUUAUAAAACCAUAAGCUUCUUUGCUCUACUCAGAAUCUAAAAAACUAAAGUUGAAAAAAGGCUAAGUCCUGGACCUCCUUACACAAAAGGCUGCCUAUAAAAGUAGUGAUAUGAUAUAGUUAUAUUUGCUAUCCACCACUUAAUUAGUGUAAAAUAAUAAAACCCCUUUGAAAUUAUGUAUAAAUAUUAUAUUAUAUUUUAUUUGUUUUAUAAAAACAUUAUUUUAACAAGUUUUUAAAAAUAAGUUUCACAAUAGUUC